CCUCACUCUGGAGUCUAGAGUCUGGAGCUUGUGGUACACAGCAGUAGCAGUUGGUUGGUUACACUCUACUCACUACUACAACUCCACUGUAUCUCUACUAUCCUGCUCAACCAGCUAGCCACUGAAGUGAGCUGAUCUAGACACCAGAGUGUGAGUGCCAUUGUGUUUGCGUGUGUGCAUUGUCUCCUCCAAGGCAGCCAACCUUCCUUGGAUCUGAAGCUCAGUCACCAUUUGUUUUCUCAUCAGGUUGUUUCAAGGUGAGUGAUAAGUUGAUCAUUCUGAGAGGUUAAGAAUCGAAGGGACAGACACAGCAGCAGAAUCACAUCAGUAGCACAAGAUCUCGGAGGGCCAAGAGCGAAGCGGUGGGUUUAAGCAACCUCACAUGCUGAGUUGCUGGAACCGAGCAUAACAGCUGCGCUUCCAAAAACCCAUCAUCGCUGAGCUAGGCUUCUUGGUCUGUUCGAGAAACAAGGCGCUGUUGCCCAGGCGAGCUUGCGCUGAGCAGAUCGAUCGAGCAACGGUUUGCUCAAGUGAUCUGAAUAAGCAGCAGCAGCAAUGGCGCCUCCGAGCACGUACGUGUCAUCGGAGUCUUCGUGGUGGGGCGGCAAGGAGGAGCACGGCACGCCGGUGGUGGUGAAGAUGGACAACCCCUACUCCCUGGUGGAGAUCGACGGCCCCGGCAUGGACAGCGCCGAGAAGGCUCGGCGCAAGAACGCCAAGCAGUUCAAGUGGGUGCUCCUCCUGCGCGCGCACCGCGCCGUCGGGUGCGUGGCCUGGAUCGCCGGAGGGUUCUGGGGCCUGAUGGGCGCCGUGAACCGCCGCGUGCGACGGAGCCGCGACGCCGACGCGGAGCCCGACGCCGAGGCCUCGGGCCGCGGCCGCCACAUGCUCCGCUUCCUCCGCGCGUUCCUGCUGCUCUCCCUCGCCAUGCUCGCCUUCGAGACGGUGGCCUACCUGAAAGGGUGGCACUUCCCGCGGAACCUGCCGGAGGAGUACCUCCGCCAGCUCCCCGAGCACGUCCUGCUGAACCUUCCGGAGCACCUCCGGCACCUGCCGGAGAACCUCCGCAUGCCGGAGAGGAAGGAGAUCCAGGGGUUCCUCCACGGCGCGUACGUGGCGUGGCUCGACUUCCGCAUCGACUACAUCGCGUGGGCCAUCCAGAAGCUCUCGGGCUUCUGCAUCGUCCUCUUCAUGGUGCAGUCUGUGGACCGCAUCGUCAUGUGCCUCGGCUGCUUCUGGAUCAAGAUCCGCGGCCUCAAGCCGCGCCUCCCGGCCGCCUCCACCAAGGCCCUCAGCAAGAACGCCGACGACCUCGAGGACGGCGACGCCGAUGACCUCGACGCCUACUACCCCAUGGUCCUCGUCCAGAUGCCAAUGUGCAACGAAAAAGAGGUGUACGAGACGUCGAUCUCGCACGUGUGUCAGAUCGACUGGCCACGGGAUCGGAUGCUGAUCCAGGUGCUGGACGACUCGGACGACGUGACGUGCCAGAUGCUGAUCAAGGCGGAAGUCACCAAGUGGAGCCAGAAGGGGGUGAACAUUAUCUACCGCCAUCGACUGUCGCGCACCGGGUACAAGGCCGGAAACCUCAAGUCCGCCAUGGCCUGCGAGUACGUCAAGGACUAUGAGUUCGUCGCCCUCUUUGACGCUGACUUCCAGCCCAACCCGGACUUCCUCAAGCUCACUGUCCCACACUUCAAGGGAAACCCGGAGCUUGCGCUGGUGCAGGCGCGUUGGAUCUUCGUGAACAAGGACGAGAACCUGCUGACCCGGCUGCAGAACAUCAACCUGUGCUUCCACUUCGAGGUCGAGCAGCAGGUCAACGGCGUCUACCUCAACUUCUUCGGCUUCAAUGGCACCGCCGGCGUCUGGCGCAUCGAGGCCCUCGAGGACUCCGGCGGUUGGAUGGACCGCACCACCGUGGAAGACAUGGAUAUCGCCGUGCGCGCUCACCUCCAAGGAUGGAAGUUCAUCUACCUCAACGACGUCAAGGUGCUCUGCGAGCUGCCGGAGUCGUACACGGCUUACCGGAAGCAGCAGCACCGGUGGCACUCCGGCCCAAUGCAGCUCUUCCGCGUCUGCCUCCCGGCCAUCUUCAAGUCCAAGAUCCCGUUCUGGAAGAAGGCGAAUCUGGUGAUGCUCUUCUUCCUUCUGAGGAAGAUGAUCCUGCCCUUCUACUCCUUCACGCUCUUCUGCGUGAUCCUGCCGCUCACCAUGUUCGUGCCGGAGGCGCAGCUUCCCGUGUGGGUGAUCUGCUACGUGCCCAUGAUCAUGUCGGUGCUCAACAUCCUGCCGGCGCCCAAGUCCGUGCCCUUCAUCAUCCCGUACCUCCUCUUCGAGAACACCAUGUCCGUCACCAAGUUCAACGCCAUGGUGUCUGGGCUGUUCCAGAUGGGGAGCUCCUACGAGUGGGUUGUCACCAAGAAGGCCGGCAGGACCUCGUCGGAGUCCGACAUGUUCGCGCUGGCGGAGGAGGCCGACACCCUCGCCAGGCCAGCUGGAGCCAAGCUCGUCCGCGGAGUGUCCGAAGGCGGGCUCGAGGCGUGGGCCAAGAUGCACGAGCACGACAAGAAGGACCUGCAGCUGCAGCAGGCCGACGCGCAGGAGGAGGAGGCCAAGUCGCCGCCGGCCAAGAAGAUGAGCAAGCAGCCCAAGGCGCCGAACCGGAUCUUCAAGAAGGAGCUGGCACUGGCCUCCCUCCUACUCAUCGCCGCCACGCGCAGCCUGCUCUCGGCUCAGGGGCUGCACUUCUACUUCCUGCUCUUCCAGGGCGUCACGUUCCUCGCCGUCGGCCUCGACCUCAUCGGCGAGCAGGUCAGCUAGUGGCCUGGACAAAUAAAGCUAGUAGUGAUCACGAGUGCACGGCGACGUCCGUCCAGGCCACAUAUGCAUGGCGCAAUUCGUGGCUAUGCAUAUAUCCGAUCGAACCGGCCGGCCACAAGGAUUUUUAGCAUUUUUCUCUCAAUUUUUUUACGCUGUUGAAUUUUUUUUUGUUCAGAGAUCAAAGAGUCUAUGUUACAUGAACUUUGCUUGUGUUGUUCUAGCUAGCUAGCUAGUGCUCUGUUGCUAGGGGAAGCAUGCAGGUUGUUAAUUAAUUUCCACAAAGUACUAUAUACUCGGAGCCUUCUUGUGUUCCACAA
Messenger RNA from Lolium perenne, 3140 nucleotides. RefSeq names its product probable xyloglucan glycosyltransferase 3. Gene Ontology annotation, cellular component: Golgi apparatus. NCBI's taxonomy places the organism in Eukaryota, Viridiplantae, Streptophyta, Magnoliopsida, Poales, Poaceae. Gene Ontology annotation, molecular function: glycosyltransferase activity. The record is from RefSeq and is a predicted model, not a curated record.